Molecule: messenger RNA, 2686 nt
Organism: Cornus florida
Lineage: Eukaryota; Viridiplantae; Streptophyta; Magnoliopsida; Cornales; Cornaceae
Product: pentatricopeptide repeat-containing protein At5g42310, chloroplastic-like
Exons: 8
Coding region: 321-1898 (525 amino acids)
Molecular function (GO): protein binding
Source: RefSeq, a predicted model, not a curated record
GAUAAUUAAAAAGGAACGAAGGAAGCAUGCCUUUUACAGAGCCAACUGCUCUAAAGACUAAUGAGUUCUAUUUUUUAUUAUUUUUUAAUCUUCUAAAUAUCUAUGAGAAAAUAUAUCCCUCAAAUGUCUAUUAUCGUUCUCGUCUUACUUUCUUGGAGUUGCAUCUAAUUGAACACAGAAAAAAAGAAUGUGUGUGUGAAGGUCGAUGUUUUGAAUCUUUCGAUGUCUACACACAAGAUUAGAAGACUAUACUGAGCGGUCUACUUUUUCCAUUUCGAUUUUACAGUAGAUUUCGCAUCAUAAGAGUUACAUACAAUACCAUGACUGUGAUGAUAAAGAUGCAAUUCAAGUUUUAUAUUAAAUCAUCUUCAGUUUCAUCUGUUCAUGGCGUCCCUUCCCUUUUCCCCGUUUGUCUCCAAUCUGUCGAUGGUUGCGUAAAAUGGAGGAAAGUAAAUUUAUCAUGUCAUCCAAUGCAGCACAACAGAGUUGAAGAAUUUGGUGUUGUUAAGAGAUUUUCAGAUACCAUUAAGAACUCAAUUCCUAGGUGUCAAUGUGGUUCUAGUGGUGGAAAGGAACUAUCUUGUGAGUUAUAUAAUGAUUCUAUAGCUGAGCUAUGCGGAGCAGGGGAUAUCGAUAAGGCUAUGGCGUUUCUUGCUCAAAUGGAGGCUCUGGGCUUUCGUCCGAAUUUAAUAGCUUACACCUGUUUGAUAACAGCUCUUGGAAGUGUUGGGAGGACUCUGGAAGCUGAUGCAAUCUUCCAAGAAAUGAUACAUUCAGGGUACAAACCAAGACUAAAAGUGUACAACAUCUUGCUCAGAGUUUUCUUGAAGAAAGGCCUGUUAAGACUUGCGGAUAGAGUUCUAGUGGCAAUGGAUGAUUCGGGUAUGGGAAGGAAUCGAGAAACAUAUGAGAUCCUUCUUGAUUAUUAUGCUCAUGCUGGGCGGUUGGAAGAUACCUGGUCAGUUAUCGGUGAGAUGAAGCGAGAGGGAUUUCAACUGAAUUCAUUUGUGUACAGCAAGGUUAUUGGACUUUAUAGGGACAAUGGGAUGUGGAAGAAAGCAAUGGGCAUUGUGGAAGAGAUAAGGGAGAUGGGGGUUUCACUUGACAAGAGGAUCUAUAAUAGCAUCAUCAACAUGUAUGGGAAAUGUGGCGAGUUAGGAGAAGCCUUACAAGUGUUCGAGAAAAUGCAGCAAGAAGGCAUUAAACCUGACAUAACAACGUGGAAUUCUUUGAUCCAGUGGCAUUGCAAGUCUGGGGAUCUUGUGAAUGCUAUUGAGUUAUUUACUAAGAUGCAAGAACAAGGGCUGUAUCCUGAUCCAAAAAUCUUCAUUAUCAUUAUUAGACGUCUGGGGGAGCAAGGAAAAUGGGACAUAAUAAAGAAGAAUUUUGAGAAUAUGAAAGACAGAGGGCAUCAAAGAAGUGGAGCCAUUUAUGCAGUUCUGGUUGAUAUUUAUGGGCAGUAUGGAAGAUUUCAGGACGCAGAAGAGUGCAUAAAUGCUUUAAAGUUGGAAGGCGUUCAUCUCUCAACUAACAUAUUCUGCCUGCUGGCAAAUGCUUACGCUCAACAGGGAUUAUGCGAACAGACAGUAAGGGUUCUUCAGCUCAUGGAAGCUGAAGGGAUUGAACCAAAUCUUAUAAUGCUGAAUGUGUUGAUCAAUGCAUUUGGUAUUUGUGGAAGGCAUUUGGAGGCACUAUCAGUUUAUAACCAUAUAAAAGAAAGUGGUAUAAGCCCUGACUUGGUUACCUACAGCACGCUUAUGAAGGCAUUUAUUCGCGCAAGGAAGUUUGACCAGGUCCCUAUAGUAUACAAGGAAAUGGAAUCUGCUGGAUGCACACCAGAUAGGAAGGCUAGAGAGAUGAUGCAAACAGCACUAAUGGUCCUUGAACGGAGACGCUGAGCAUUUGAUUGGGUCUGGGCUUGAGGUUAUUUUUCCAUUGUGUGCAAUAGAUUGUAGAUGUAAUCAUAAUCCAGAGGCUUCUCCAUAAGCAUGAUCCUUUCGUGAAUCCGUGGUAAUAUUACCAAAGCUCAGAGAUGGUGGAGACACUUUGGCCCUUGAUAUGAUUAUAAUUCUUAACAUUGGAGGUCAAGAUGAGUGGUAGUGCUGCAGGGAUUUUAUUAUAAUCUUUGUUUAACAUGCCCGGUGAAUAUGGUUUUUGGAAAGUUCAGGCUUUGGCUCACCGGUCAGGGUUCCAGUUAUAUUCAAUGCUCAGCAUAAACAAUAUUUUGUCCAUCCAAUACAUGUUGGACCUUCGGCAAGAUGCAUGCUUCUUCCAUGUCAGGAAUUUGAUGCUGCGGCUGAAAGAAUGAUGAAUGACGAGAAGAAAUGGACUUGGUCGCUCUUCCCAAGUUGAUACAUGUUAAGCAUGCUAUGUUCCCAGCACUUCAAUUCUACUACUCAAUGGUACUAAGAAUUGUGGCAUGUAGAUGAGAGAAAUGAGGAUUUUGAGAGAAGAAUUUGAUUUAUCAACUUGUGUUUGGACAGCAUAUCUUGAAGUUGAAUAAUUUCAAUGAAACAAAAACAAGACUGGAGUUGUCUCAAUUAUGAUUUUCCAUUUCCACAAUUGCAGAACUGCUGAUGGAGCUGCAAUUUCUUAUUUUUGCAUCAUAGAUUCAUAGCCGUCUCUCAACUUGUUUUGAUUUGAUAAAUCCUACAAGAAAAAUCAUAUUUUGGCCAAAAACCAUCUG